Schistosoma intercalatum is the source of this 4828-nucleotide messenger RNA. The record is from the annotation of a GenBank genome assembly. Lineage: Eukaryota; Metazoa; Platyhelminthes; Trematoda; Strigeidida; Schistosomatidae.
AUGGAUGAAGUUUGUUCCACUCAACCUACUGACUUUAUAAAUAAUGAUGUAAUCAGUAAACCAAUGGAUAAGGUUCCUGUUUUAAGUGUUUAUGCAUCUGAAAAGAAAAUUAUGGAAUAUCCACUUGUGAAAAAGUAUGUAACUAUUGGGCGAGAUUCGAAGUGUGAUAUAUGCAUUAAAUCUUCAUUACUUUCAAGAGAACAUGCAAUAUUUGAAUUAGAUGAAAAUUAUAUUUGUACUAUAACAGAUCUUGGUUCACUAAAUGGUACAAAACGUAAUGAUUUACAUUUAAAACCUAAAAUAAAUUAUGAAUUAAGAGAUGGUGAUUGUUUGUAUUUUGGUGGGAUUUAUUGCACUUUGAAUUUUUGUCUUUCUUCAUCUACAUCAUCGUUAUGUCUUCUUAAUCCAUUUCAUGAAGAUUCAAAGUCACUUGAACUAUCUUUACAGAAAACUAAUCCGGAUACAUCUUGUCAGCUUCAUUAUUCCCAGAAAGAAAAUCAAUUAUCUGUUCAGUCGAAUUUUUCAACCAAACAGAAUGAUAAUGAUGAUGAUAAUAAUAAUAACGAUGACAGUGAUUGUUCAGUUUUUAGUGAACGUCUUUUAGCUGAAAUUGUUGUAAAUACUGGUGAAGUUUCACAAGAUUUAUUGCCAAAUCCCAAUCGCUUCAUUGAUAGUUAUUCACCUUCUUUAUCAAGCAGUACAGAUUCAGAUGUUAAAAAAACUGAACUCUUAAAAAAUGAAAAUGAUAUUAAUCUGUUACAACAUGAAAUGCAUGAAAGUUCAUCAUCAGUUAAAAAUUGUAAACUUCAUAUGUAUACUGAAAAUGAUGUUCAUUUAGAAAGUGAAUCAUACCAAAAUUCAUCAACCACAGAAUCUGUCAGGAAAUCUAAAGGUUAUAUCAUUGAUGCUACUCCAUUGGAAUUGUUGACUAAAUCGAUUAAAAAUCAUCUUUCAUCUAGUGAUGUUGUUUCUGCUACUCCUAUGAUCCUAACAAACGAAACAGCUUCAACUCCUUUAACAUACAAUCGAGCAAACGUCCUACUUGCACGAGACUCUGAUCCAGGUUGUAUUGUUCAAUCAAUGGAUAAUCAUUUUGGAUUGACUAUGCGUUCGUCUACUUGUUUGUCUGCUGAAGAGUCAGUAUUUACUAUUGAGGAGAGUGAUCUAGUGACAAGCAAUGCAGCUAAAAGCAUAGAUGAAACCAGUGAACCUGAAAAAAACGAACUUAUUCUGAACGGGUCAGCUGUUGAUUUAAAUAAUAAUAAUAAUAAUAAUAAUAAUAAUAAUAAUAAUGGGUUCACUUCAAAUUCCGAUCGUCACUCUACAGUUCAACAUGUGAAUGAAUCAGAUAUAAGUAAUGAUUCCUUGCAAAUUGUAGUUGAUGACAAUUACGGUUCAAGAAAAUCACGAAUAUUCAGUGGUAUUUGUCCAGAAAAAGAAGAAAAUAUACAGGUGAAAUCAACUAACUUGUGUACAACAACAACUCCUACUACUACAAUUAUCAAUAAUAAGAACGAACAUUGUGGCUUGAUCACUGUUAACGAUCAUGAUAUUGUUUGUAAUAAUAUUACAGUAACAUUACAGCCCUUAGAAAAUCUUCAAAUUUUUCAUUAUGGCAUACAAAAUCAAGAUGAUCAAUUUCGUAAUAACAGUAGUAUAUCUAAUAAAGAUCAAAAUAUUCACAAUGAUUCACCUUUUAAAACUAAUGAACAUAAUUUUUCAGAGAAGAAGGCUGAUAUUGUUUUAUCUCAAGAAUGGGGAUCGGAUAUAAUUCAUACUGAGAUUUUGUCUGAAAAAGUUCAAUAUAACAAUCUUAUUAAUAAUAAUAUUAGGAAGAAAAAUACUAAAUCCAGUUGUUUUACUUCAUCAAAACGUAAUAUACGGGGUACAGAUUAUAAAACAAAUACUAUCACAAAACAAAAACGGUGUAAUUCAAAGCCUAAAAAUCAGCUAAGUAUGGAGCAAUCUGUUGAAAGUCCUUUACACACUGAACAACAACGAUUAGCUGUCUCAGAACUGGCAAAAACUGAUAUACCCCAGUCAAUACCUACAUCUAAGUAUGAUGUUACUAGUGAGCGAUCUCAAUUAACACCUGAUGAUAAUGAUUGUAAACUUCGUCGUUACAUUGAACAAUGUUCAUUAUUUCGUUCCACUAGAUCAAUCCGAAAUCGACCUUCUGAACGUGUUACCAAUUGUACUUUACCAGGUUCUUUAGGUACUGUAAAGUUUCGUAGUCGAAAAAAUAAACAAAAAUUCACAUCAGUUAUUUCAUCAAUUCAUUUAGAUAGUCCUAAUUCAGAUUCGGAACUACAAGAUUGGAAGUGUUCAUGGUCUCUUAUACAUCAUGAUAAUGAUGUCAAUUGUAAUACUAAAAAAGUUACUAAUCAAUCAAGUUAUAAUCGACCUCGUGCACCACAUAUUCCUAGUCCAUUACAUUUAUCAGGAAGUAUUUUAAGCGAAGAACCUUCUCAAUUAUUUGAUGAAAAAUUAGAACAAAUGAAAAAUGAAUCAAAUAUUUCUCCAUCGAAAACAAAUAAUUCAUCAAUCAAAACUAUCAACAAUAAUAUCCAUAAAAAUAAAUCAUGUAUUUUAGAAUCUGCUGUCAAAUUAGCUGGUUUUGAUGAAUCACCAGAGAAUGAUCCUUUAGUGAAGAAUACAUUAAAUAAUGGCGAACGCCUAUCUCUACCAUCAUUUUCUGAUCUUACACCUAAUUCAUUUAAUGCUAAAAUUUGUAUUGAAGCAAAAAGCAGUAAUGAACAACAACAGUUUAGUCCAUUAUUUCCUACUUCUACUUUACCAAUAACAUCGUUGUCUGAUGAAUAUACAUCAUCACCUGUUUUUAUGAAACCUAAAAGAAACCUGAGAAAUUCAUGUACAACAAGAAAAAGAGCAUUCACAUCGCUUACUACUAGUUCAGCUACCAAUAAUAGUGCUAAUAAUGAUAGUAAGGAUUGUCUAGUACACAAAAAUUCUAAUAAUAAUAAUAAUAAUAAGGUAGGUAGAACUAGGAAAACAUUAUCAUCUAUACCCAAAGAAAAUAAUCUAUCAUUGCCUACAGAUAAAACAAUUAAACAGAAUUCGAGGAAGUCAAAAUUUGAAGUGAAGAAUAACUCUCCUGAAAUGCCUAUUCGACGAUCUACACGACUUAUUGUACAGUCUGAUAAAAGUUGUAAUAAACCUCCCCUUGCUGUUGCUUCAACGUUGCAGCAUCAUAUACCACCUAUUGUGAGUAUUCCAGAAGAUAAGUGUAGUAGUAGUAGUAGAAGGACUAGGAGUAGCGUUUUAAUCAAUUUAAAACCAGAAAAUACCGCAAAAAACCAACGAAAAAUACGGAUGACAACAUCUACAAAUGAACCGAAAGAAGAAAUUCCUAAAAUAUCAAAUACUGAUUUCAAUAAUACUUCUUCAACAUCCACUGGAUCAUCAAGAACCAACACUACUAAUUCCAUUCAAUUAGUAUUCAGUGGUGUUGAAUCUUCAAGUUAUUCAAACAUUCUAAAAAAACUGAAUGCAUUUGAAACAGAAGAUCCUACACUUGCUGACUAUUUAAUUACUGAUCAAAUUAAACGUACCUUAAAAGUAUUAUAUGCUAGAGCACGGGGUAUACCAAUUAUUUCAGUGGAAUGGUUAAAAGCAUGUAAACAAUCUCGUAAAGGUUCAAAUCCAGAUCCACUUAAUUUUAAAUUACAUUAUUAUAAUACACAGUCUAUGCAUACUACAGUUUCAAGUGAACAGUCUACACGAUGUCAUUCCUCAUUUGUGAUGAAAUUAUCUACAAAUGAACAAAUAAACCAAUUUGAAGAAACAAAUGAAUUCUUAUGUGGUUGGUCUUUUUGUUCAACUCCAAAUGUUUUACCAUCUUCUAUGGAUUUACAAAAACUUACAGAGUUUGCUGGUGGUUAUUGGAUGUCUGAUGAAGAUUUAUGUAAUGCUAUGAAGAAUUUGAAUGAUAUACCUAUUAAAUCAGUUAUUAUCACAACUAAAGAAGAAUAUCAUUCUAUGUUAUUGUUGAAUUCAAAAUCAUCUUGUAAACAUUCCCGACUUUCAAGAAAUUCAAAAGAAUGCAAACAAACCACUCCAAUUUUACGCGCUUUAUCUUCAUUACUUACAGUAUCUACUGAUUGGUUCUUACAAACUAUUAUGAAUCGUAAACCUCCAAAUUGGCCUAUUGAUUCACAAUAUAAGAUACAAUGAAUCUAAUUCUCUCAAGUCAUAUACAUAUAUAUAGCUCUCAUGCUCCUAGAGGAAGCAGUCUCAUCAGACGGAAUAUUGUGUACAUGAUCAACCCUGUUCAAUGAUCAUACUCCCUGCUACUACUACUAUUACUACUACUACUAAUAAUAAUAAUAAUACUCAGAAUAAUAAUUGAUAUAUUCUUAAUUUUUCUCACCAUUUUAAUUUGCCUGACUGUCGAUUUUUUCCAAAAACAAAAUAAAUUAUUAAUUAUUGUCACAUUAAUCAUCUGAAUAAUUUGUCUACUUUUGCAAUGAAAUCAUGAAUUGAUCUAACUUAAACUACCAUUGUAAAGCUGGAAGUACUGGAAGGCCAUUUCGUCCUAAUAUUGAGACUCUUCAACGGUGUACAUCUAUAAUUUCACAUGUAGGAUUUUGAAUCCAAUGAUGGUUUAAGUUAGAUCGGUUUAUAAUUUCAAUGGAAGUUAACAAUCUUCACAACUUCAUAUUGAAAAUCGGUUACUUUUGUUUAUUGUAAUGUUUUUUUAUUUAUUAUUCUUAAAUACCAGUUUGAUCGUAUACUUUGUUGUUUAUGGAUUUAAAGAAUCAAUGAAUUGUUUUGUUUUAUUUUAUUUCAAUAAAGGUUCUUAGUUUAA